AUGAAAGUUUUGCUGUUUCUGGCACUUGCUGUCGGCUCUUACGCCGAUUUCACUUCGUCCGGACAGAGCGGAAUCAUCAAUGCCCACAACAAACUGAGAUCUUCGAUUGCGAAAGGAACUUAUGUGGCCAAGGGAACGCACAAGCCGGCCGGUGCCAACCUUCUUAAAAUGGUAUACAAUUCUUUACUGAACUCUUUGACGGUUGUUUUCAGAAAUGGGAUUCGUCGGUGGCCUCAUCUGCUCAAGCUUACGCCAACAAAUGUCCAACUGGCCACUCGGGAACGAACGGAGUCGGAGAGAAUCUGUACUGGUACUGGACCAGUGGAUCUCUGGGAGACCUCAACCAAUACGUAUGAUUUCGUUCUCCUUGAACCGCUGGACAUGAAGAGUUUAGGGAGCUGCCGCCUCGGCUGCUUGGGAGAAGGAGUUCCAGGAAUACGGAUGGAAGUCCAACCUCCUCGAUGUGAACCUCUUCAACACUGGAAUCGGACACGCCACGCAGAUGGCUUGGGCCAAGAGCGAUUUGGUCGGAUGCGGAGUGAAAGACUGCGGAAAAGACACGAACGGAUUGAACAAAGUGACGGUCGUCUGUCAGUACAAACCACCGUGAGUCCUCGAGGAAACAGAACUCAGAAGAUUGCGUUUUUUGCAGAGGAAACUACCUAAACCAGUACAUUUACGUCUCGGGAACCACUUGCUCCGGCUGUCCAUCGGGAACUUCCUGCGAAUCGAGCACUGGCCUUUGCGUCUGA
Molecule: messenger RNA, 752 nt
Organism: Caenorhabditis sp. 36 PRJEB53466
Lineage: Eukaryota; Metazoa; Nematoda; Chromadorea; Rhabditida; Rhabditidae
Source: the annotation of a GenBank genome assembly